Molecule: messenger RNA, 621 nt
Organism: Myotis brandtii (Brandt's bat)
Lineage: Eukaryota; Metazoa; Chordata; Mammalia; Chiroptera; Vespertilionidae
Product: testis-specific serine/threonine-protein kinase 5-like
Exons: 5
Coding region: 1-621 (206 amino acids)
Biological process (GO): intracellular signal transduction; protein phosphorylation; microtubule cytoskeleton organization
Cellular component (GO): cytoplasm
Molecular function (GO): tau-protein kinase activity; ATP binding; protein serine/threonine kinase activity
Source: RefSeq, a predicted model, not a curated record
AUGAAGGGCAACAGCAGGCGAAAGCUGGACCAGCGAACCUUCAUGGCCCAGGUGCGUGAGUGCAGGGACAAGGGCUACCUGCUCUCACCCAAGAAGAUCGGCUCCGGGGCCUUCUCCAAAGUCUACCUGGCCUACGCCACGCAGGAGCGCGUGCAGCACAACCCCCGGCUGGCCUCAGACCUGCGGGGCAAGCGCCACAGCAUGGUGGCCAUCAAGAUCGUCUCUACCGCCGAGGCCCCUGUGGAGUUGGCCCAAAAGUUCCUGCCCCGAGAGAUCUCAUCACUCAAUGCCAUGUACAAGCACCUGAAUGUGGUGCAGCUGUACGAGACCUACCACAACAGCCAGCGUGCCUACCUGGUCCUGGAGCUGGCGGGCCGCGGCGACCUGCUGGAGCACAUCAACACGGUGUCCGACCACCGCCGCUGCCCGGGGCUGGAGGAGAAGGAGGCCCACAGGCUGUUCUGGCAGCUGGUCAGCGCCGUGGCCCACUGCCACAGCUCCGGCGUCGUGCACCGGGACCUGAAGUGCGAGAACAUCCUGCUGGAUGACCAAGGCUUCCUGAAGCUGACCGCUCUGGAGGACGGGCAUGGCUCCCCAGGCUAUCCCAGCGGAGGCACCUGA